CCCGUUUGAGACGGCCCACAGGGAAAAAGAUUCAUGUGAGCUGGACUGAUGCUGCAAAUGCUCGCGUUUUAUUCUGAUUAUAGAAGCAUGAGAAGUGUUCUCCACAGACAUGGAUAAAUAUGAAAGGUUGAAGAAGAUUGGCGAGGGAUCUUUUGGAAAAGCCAUCCUGGUCAAGUCAAGGGCAGAUGGCCGGCAAUACGUUAUCAAGGAGAUUGGCAUCUCCAGGAUGUCAAACAAAGAAAGACAGGAAUCACGUAAAGAGGUGGCAGUUCUGGCUAACAUGAGCCAUCCUAACAUUGUCCAGUACAAGGAAUCCUUUGAAGAGAGUGGUUGUUUGUACAUAGUAAUGGAUUACUGUGAGGGAGGGGACCUGUUUAAGAAGAUCAAUAACCAAAAAGGGACUCUCUUCUCUGAGGAACAGAUUCUUGACUGGUUUGUGCAAAUCUGCUUGGCUCUUAAACAUGUGCAUGACCGCAAAAUCCUACACAGGGACAUUAAAUCACAGAAUAUUUUUCUGACCAAAGAUGGUACAGUACAGAUGGGUGAUUUUGGAAUCGCUAGAGUUUUAAACAGCACUGUAGAGUUGGCAAGGACCUGUAUCGGCACACCAUAUUACCUGUCACCAGAGAUAUGUGAAAAUAAACCAUAUAACAACAAAAGUGAUAUUUGGGCCCUGGGAUGUGUCCUAUAUGAAAUGUGCACGCUUAAGCAUGCAUUUGAGGCGGGAAACAUGAAGAACCUGGUGCUAAAAAUCAUUCGUGGUUCAUACCCGCCUGUUUCAAUGCAUUAUUCCCAAGAUCUGCGCUUUCUCCUAACCCAGCUUUUUAAACGCAACCCAAGGGAAAGACCCUCAGUCUCUGCCAUUCUGGACAAGCCUUUUCUUGCACGCAGGAUUCACAAGUUUCUCACUCCUCAGCUUAUUGCUCAGGAAUUCAGCCACUCACCUCAACUUAAUCAUCCUAAACCUAGUGUCACCCAGGGAGCACCAGCCAAACGUCCCGCCCCUGGCCCCGCCCCCAUCUCUCCAGCUCAGAAAAUCACCAAACCAGCUGCCAAAUAUGGAGUGCCUUUAGCAGUACGGAGACCAUCUGAAGCUCUCAGGAAAGUCCCGGACCUGGCAAAGAAACCAAUUAAACUCAAGCAGGCUGCCCCUCAUGUUCCAGUUCAUAGAAGAGUGAGUCGAAUGGAGGAGGAGAGAAGGAAGCAUGAGGAGGGAGUUAGGAAAAAACGGAUGGAGAUGAUGGAGAGAGAGAGGAAACAAAGAGAACAGAUGUUGUUAUUAAAGGCUGCUCAGAUGAAGAGAUAUGAGAAGGAAAAGCUGAACCGAUUCAACCGUGCUCGGGAACAGGGUUGGAAACUUGUCCUCAGUUCUAGUGGAGGCAGCAGUCCAGAGCGAAAGUUUCAUGUUGGUGGUGGUGGUGGUGGCGGCGGUGGGGGCGGCGGCAUUGGAGCACCUCAUUGUCCUGGAAUUGUCCCCUCUCCUCUGCCUGGCCCCGCCCAUGCCGCACCCCAUCUUCCUGGUCCCUUCCCCGCUCCCAGCAGAGCUCAUGUAGACCACUCAGCGGAUGACCAACCAUUAAGACCAACACACAAAGAUGGUGCCAGUGAAGGCGGCAAGUGUUCAGGGGACAUUGGCAGGAUUCCUGCAGACUCUGAGAAACUGAACGGUCAUGUCUGCAUUCCCGAUAAGGGUGUUAUGAAGAGAGAACCACGGAAAGCAAGUCUCCAAAAUGAGCAGAUUUUAAAGAACAACUUUAGGUUACGUGGUCAGUUAGCAGCGGAAAGGGGUAACCAGGUGGAAGAGUUUUUACAGCGGAAAAGAGAAGCCAUGCUGAAUAAAGUCAGAGCAGAGGGACAGUUGGGGGCCCGGCAAAACCUGGCCGUCAUCUCCCGAUGCAGGAGACCCCAAGUCAACAAAGAGGAGGAGGAGUACUUGAUGAGGCUACGGCAGAUCAGACUGCAAAACUUUAAUGAACGUCAGCAGAUCAAAGCUCGCCUCAGAGGAGAAAAGUAUGACAGUGAUGGAUCAGACAGUCAGGAAUCAUGUGAAGAGGCAGUCCUCAGGAGAAAAAAGAUUGAGGCUUUAAAGGCCCAAUCAAAAGCUCGUGCCGCCAUACUCAAAGAACAGCUUGAAAAGAAAAGGAGAGAAGCAUACGAGAGAGAGAAGAAAGCAUGGGAGGAUCAUCUUGUAGCACGAGGAGUAAAGGUUCCUGCUGCAGCUCCACCUUCUUCAGCCACUCCCAAUCAGCAGCCUGACCCCACCCCCCAGGAGGAGGUCGCCAAAGCCACGCCCUCUUCUAGACCCACCACUCCAGCCAUUUCCAUGACUGCUGCUUUGAAGGACGUGGGCGCGAUUUCAUCUGUGCAGAGUUCACCUAUAAAAGAGGACUCUCUCAAAGCAGAAACAUCAGGUGUACAGAGUGAAAAGAAGGAGAUUCUUCGCAGGCUGAAUCAGAAGGUCCAGACUCCUGAGGAAGAUACUAAGAAACAUUCCACACUUUGUAGCAAUGAACCAUGUCCCACUCCUCAACCAAUCCAAUAUCCAGUCACAGACGAAAGGCCACCCACAGGUGGUGAUAGGAAGAAAUGGGAGGCUGUCGCUCCACCCCUGCUCUCUGUAGCAGAACAGACUCUGGAGGAAACCUGUGCAACUCUGGCAGUGUCUCAGGCAGCAUCUCCAGUGACAAGUGCUCCCUCUGGUGGAGACCGGAAGAAAUGGCAGAAUGAUGGUGCACCUCUGCUGUCUGUGGCUCAGCAGACACUAGAAGAAACCAGCCUUAAUACAGCAGGUCAACUAACAGUAGGUGAAGUCAUUUGCAUGGGCGAAUUAAAGGAGGAGGGGCUAAGGAAGGCUUGGGGGCGGAGCCCGGACUCUGAGGUUUUGAAGGUGUUGGAUAAAGCAGAACUCCAGUCCCUUACCCAGCAACUAGAUCACACCAGCAUCUGUGACAACACACUUAAUGAUUACAGCCUUAAUCCCAUUGAAGAAUCUUCAGAUGCCACACCAGCCAAUCAAGUGCCUCUUACUCAGGCAUGCCAGCCUGCUAUUGACCAUUCCAAACAGGAUGUGACAUGUCAGGAAACAGUGCCAAUCACAACAGAGGUUAAAAGUCAGGAAGUAAUCUUACCAAAACCAGAUGAGAUACAAAACAUUGAGUCUGGAGAAAGUGAGACAGAGGUGGUUGAUGAUAUGGAGUCAGUAGUUCUGGAGGAAGCCUCUCCGCAAACCUUAAAUCCCCCAGCAGAAGUCAUGCAGGCAUGGACCAAUGACAUUCCAGCAUCUGAGCCAGCAGAGGGCAGACUAAUUCAAGCUGAAAGCACAGAAAUACCUCGAAGGGAGGAGAAGCAGCCUGAACCAGCAGCUGAUGAGGCUCUGUUUGUGAAGCUAAGCAGCAGUCCAGCUCACAGACGCACGGUAGCAUUGGCACUCCUGUCUGCCCAAUCCUCGGCAGAAGACUCGUCGUCUGUUACCUCACGCUCUCGCUCGGUCUCUCCACAACAGUCCCACCGGCAUGAGGAUGCACUUCUCAUUGGCCUUUCCACAGGCCUCUUCGACACAAAUAACCCAAAGAUGCUGAGAACGUGCUCAUUGCCAGACCUCAGCAAAGUCUUCAAUGAUGCUGCCGAACCUGAAGGCCCUGUCGCUCCUGAAAACAACCUGGAGGUUGAGGAUCUGGAGGACAAAGGAGAUGAACCAUCUGAAACUGAAGAUGUAUACGAUGAUGAUGAUUUGAGAGAGCUCAGAGCAUCUAUGGAGAGGCUUCUCCAGGAACAGCGCAGUGACGAUGAUGAAGAGGAAGAUGAUGGUGGUGGUGAAUCCAAUGGGAGUCCUGCUGAUGAAGAACCAGCUGGUGUUAAUGGGCUGGCUGGUGUGGGUGGUAAACACAGUCCUGAGCCUCCUCUGGAGGUUUGCAAUGGGAUGGUUGAAGAAGAAGAUGAUGAUGCUGGCCAUGAUGAGGAAGAGGCAGGUGAGCUGGUAACUGAUGGAAUGGAUGUUGAGGAAGAUGAAGAGCAGAACAGCAGUGAAGGUCAGCUCAACGAGGAGUGGCAUUCAGAUGACAGUGAGGAAGAUGAUGAUGAAGAUCUAGAGCAGCAGGACAGCAUCUUCAGUCGCCUUGAGGAGUUGCGGUUCAAUCUUGAGCAGGCGAUGGGAUUUGAGAAUUUCAUCCAAGCCUACAACAAAAUAAAGGCCAUUCACGAAGAUGAAGAUGAGAACAUUGAAAUGGGCUCCAGCAUGGUGCAAAGCAUUUUGGGAACCCAGCAUCAGCACCUUUAUUCGAAAAUCCUCCAGUUGGUGAUGGCAGAUGGAGCUUACCAAGAAGAUAAUGAUGAAUAGGAGUUAUUCAUCCGUGCCAAUGGCAGCCUUGGACAAUCUGCUGGCAGGCUGAAGUGUUCCCAUGAUGCACUCUGACAGACUGAGGAGGUGCUGCUCAUAGAGGAUGGGGUGAAGGGGGGGAAAUGGGCCACUCAAGCACGGGCCGUUUACAGUCUACGGUUCGAUUGUACUUCUGACUUCCAUAUCCUAAGUAACUAAAGUAAAUUUCGUGCGUAUAAAUGUACUGUGGGUAAUAUUUAACCAAAGCGUAGCAGAGUGUUAGCAGAUGAGGGCGAAAAGUAAGUGUGUCCCCCUAGCUGUUGACAGACUGUAUGUGAAAUUGCUGCUCUGUGCUGUAUUUACUAACAGCUGAAGCCAUGAAAACUGCUUUUUAAGGCUUUGGACUGGCCUGGGAGGUCUAGUGUUGGGGGUCAGAGGUCAAUCAUCUGCCCAGUUUCAGGUACUCGUGCACAACAGACAGCAGGUUUUACGCAGCUGUCUACCUCAAAUACAGACUCGUCCAAGUAAAAAUAAGUCUUCUCAAACCAUUUUUUUUUCAGAAUCUCUUUUUAUACGUUUUACUGAAGUAACGGUUUACAUGAAAUCAUAUCACCUCUUAAGAUUUCUUACCAAUAAAACAAUUUUGGGAUGUGAAGGAACUGCUAUUUAAAGAGAUUGUGAGGAGAUACUAUGCAUAUACAGAGCAACUAUACAAUAGCGUGCUUCGUUUGGUGUUAUUUUGGGUUUAUGACAGGCAUUUUAAAUGCUUCGUGCAUGUUGUACGCAGCUGCACCUCCAGCUGGGUAUGCUGAAAUGGUUUUCUCAUUUUAGUCGCUGGCAAAAGUGGUACUUGAAAGUGUACAGAAAAAAAUGUAUAGCAUUCUAAAGCAAUUGUUUAAUAAUUUGCAAACAAUAUUACUGUGUGAUUGCAUGUUGUGUAUAUUUGUACUGAGAAUUAAAACAUACAUUUUUGAGAGAA
Messenger RNA from Paramisgurnus dabryanus, 5294 nucleotides. It is a transcript of the gene nek1, whose product is annotated as NIMA-related kinase 1. Lineage: Eukaryota; Metazoa; Chordata; Actinopteri; Cypriniformes; Cobitidae. The record is from RefSeq and is a predicted model, not a curated record. Gene Ontology annotation, molecular function: ATP binding; protein kinase activity. Gene Ontology annotation, biological process: protein phosphorylation.